CAGAAAACAUCACCUGAGAAUCUGACGGCGGCUUAGCACCGACGGCUACUGCAAAAAGAUUGUUUAUCUUCUUAGGGUAUUUUACUUACCUCUGGAAGAAACAUAACGUCUUUUGCGGUAGCUAAAAGCUAAGCUAGGUCGAACAUAUAUAGCGUUUACAAACUAUCUAAAUAACAAAAUGGCCGCUGCUCGUUCACUCUCAGGUGCAGUCAAGUCUCUUUGUUCCAUUGCAUCGGGCAAUCUUUCUGGUUCCAUUGUCGUCAGGAGGAGUUUCGCUGCGACAGCACCAGGACUUGGUAAGGGAGGUUCCACAAGGGUUACUGUGGGAAAGAUGGAACUAAAAGCAAAUCAAGAGGCAGAGUCUUCGUGGGCCCCGGAUCCAAUCACGGGAUGUUAUAGACCCUCUAACCGUGCGGAUGAGAUUGAUCCAGUGGAGCUCAGGGAGAUGCUUCUGAAAACCAAAGCCAAGCCUUUCUGAUGAUUUCGACAAGUUCCACAAGACAUGUCGUUGGGGAUUAUUAUGAAUAAUGGUUCACGUUUGUUAUAUCUAUCUCCAAUGGUUCACGGUUGUUAUGUUUGUCUUAUUUAUAUCUAUCUUUGGAGAUUAUAAGUAAAAUAAAUAUAUUAUAUCUGAAAAUUCCAGA
Eruca vesicaria subsp. sativa (arugula) is the source of this 644-nucleotide messenger RNA. The record is from the annotation of a GenBank genome assembly. Lineage: Eukaryota; Viridiplantae; Streptophyta; Magnoliopsida; Brassicales; Brassicaceae.